This is a messenger RNA of Capsaspora owczarzaki ATCC 30864, 3588 nucleotides long. RefSeq names its product protein kinase C. Gene Ontology annotation, molecular function: ATP binding; protein serine/threonine kinase activity. The transcript is spliced from 7 exons. NCBI's taxonomy places the organism in Eukaryota, Filasterea, Ministeriida, Capsasporidae. The record is from RefSeq and is a predicted model, not a curated record. Gene Ontology annotation, biological process: signal transduction; protein phosphorylation. The coding region runs from base 1 to 3588 and encodes 1195 amino acids.
AUGGCACGCCGCGCAACGGGCGACCUGGACACGAUGAAGCGCGUGAGGAUGGCUGGCGGCACGAGCAGCGACCUCGACCACUCGUCCUCGCCGAACAGCAGUAGCGGCGGCUUUGGCGGGUCGUCGCCGUCGCUGCCCCAGUCGGCCAGCAUGAACGACCUCGACCGCACAUCUGCAUCCACAUCCACAGUCACAGUCGACACGGCCAAGAUUGAAGAGCUCAAGCGCGAACUCGAGGUCGAGGAGAAGGUCAAGGUCGGCGCCGAAAAGCUCCUCCGCGCAUACGAAGCAGACUCAAAGACGAGCAAGAAGAAGCGCGGCGAGGCGCAGCUGAGGUACCGCGAGGCGUCCAACAGGGUGGACUACCUGCAGAUGGAAAUCUUGCGAUACCAGUCGCCGAAAUCCAGCAGGCUCGGGCAGGAAAAGAUGCCGCUCGAAGACAAGAUUGCCGACCUCGAACGCCGCAUUGGCAUUGAGCAGCUCUUGCUCACAGGUGUCAGUAAGAUGAUGGAGGUGUACGACACGAGCGCGCCUGCCGCUUCUACCCCUGCUGGCACCGCCGCUGCCAACAACAACAACAACAGCAGCAGCAAUAAUGGAAGCACAGUCUGGUAUGCAGGCAGCGCAACCGCAACUGGCAGUAACAGUGCAUCCGCCUCCGCCACCCCUUCCCCUUCAACACCCUCUGGCGGCAGCGGCAGCAGCAGUAGCAGUAGCAGUGGUGGUGCCGGCGCGAGCUCCAGCACUUGGUCGAACUCGGGAACCUCGUCAGUCGUCAUGUCGCGCCAGGAAGUGCAAGCCAAAUUGAACGAGUCCACCCAAAAGAUUGAGCUCUUCCGCACCGCACUCGCGCGCUACAAGACCCUGUAUAGCGCCUCCAAUGCGGGCUCAAACCCCAACCUCAACAUGUCGAUUGGUCCGAGCAGCGGCGCCGCACUGGCAGCCAUGCUCGCCUCGUCGUCAGCGCCCAUCUUGCCACCACAAGCCACCCAUGCGCACAUUCGUUCCGUCUCGGAGGACGACGCUGGCGGCCUGUCGACGUCCCUGGCGCACCCGCCAGCGGCAUCAUCCUCCCUGGUUGCGCUGGCUUCCCCUGGCUCCCCAGUUGCCUCGCCCGCCCCAAACCGACGAAGAAUUGGCUCGGAUGCCCAGCUGCUCUCGACCUCGGCAACCCAUGCAGCAGGCGUGGGCGCUGCCGUCGCUGCCGCAUCGCGCCAUGCACUCAAAGCCCUCACUGGCCGAUUGCAAAUUCGCGUCAUUUCCGCGGCAGACCUCAUCGAGGCCGAGCGCGCCACCAAGUCAGACCAGCACAUUGUCAUCCGCAUCGACAAUGAAAUCAAGGCUCGAACCAAGGCCAAGAAGGGCUCGCGCCCCGUCUGGAAUGAGGACUUUGGCAUUCGCAUCACCAAGGCCAAGGAGCUCGAGGUGAACUGCUACGUCGGUGGCGACACUGGCACGCUCUGCGGGUUUUUGGUCAUCAAGCUCGAGACAAUACUGGACAACGAGGUGCACGACGCCUGGUUGGACUUUGAGCCGCGAGGCAAGCUACACAUCCAAGUCGUCUUCCGCGCCCCGUCGCUGCACGAGAAGGAGGUCAAGGCCCAGAUCCAGCGUCGCAAAGCCGUCACGGUUCGCAAGAGCUAUGACGGCAACGGCCACAAGUUUGUCUCGACUGUCUUUUACUCGAUCAGCAAAGAAGGAAAUGACACGAAUGAACAGCCGAAUUGGACACACAUCCCGCACAUGUUCAAGGUGUUUUUCGCCUUCAAACCCGGCUUUUGCUGCCAUUGCGGCUCGCUCGUUGUCGGCAUUCGUCGGCAAGGACUCAAGUGCGAGGACUGCGGUUUGGUGUGCCACAAGCGCUGCGAAAAGUACGUGCCAGACUUUUGCGGCAUGUCGAUGGAGUUGGCUCUGUCACUCGCCGAGUUUGAGCGCACCCUCGCUGCCCAGGCCAACGUGUCGCAUCUGGCCGAGGUCAACCAGCAGCAUGCGCGCGAAAUGGCCGAGAUGGAAGCCGAGCGCUCGCGCAAGGCCACGCAGCAAGCCGCGGCCCAACAAGCCGCCACCCAAGCUGCCCAGGCCGCAGAAGCAGCGGCCGAGGCACAUGCCGCCACGGUCGCUGCGGCCAAGGCUGCAGCACAAGCGGCCGCCGACGCCGAGCAAGCUGCCAAGCGUCUGCUCCAAGAACAAGAGGAGCGCGCGCAACAACAACGCGCGAUUGCAGCCCAGCAAGCCCUGUUGGACCAGCAGCCCCCACUCAUCGCCACAGUACACUCGGCCAAGAUGGUCCACGUCGACACUCACAGCUCGUCGGCUGCGGCGGCGCUGGUUGCCUCCCUCGCUCCCUCCACGCAAGAGUCCAACCGGCCUCGCUCGGUCGUCACGUUCGAGGAAACAAAGUCCAACAGCUUCAACAAGGCUCUUUCGCCCGCUACCGCUGCUGGCGACCUCCCGCCAAACGUGACUCCCAAGCCAGCCACCAAGCGCUCGUCCUUCACCCCCGUAGAUUUCCAUCAGCAGUCCGCACAGGCCAAGGCCGCGUCGGCAGCGACUCAUCUUAGUGUUGAUGACUUUGAAAUGUUGUCUGUUCUUGGCAAGGGACAUUUUGGCAAGGUCAUGCUCGCUGAAAACCGCAAAACAAAGGACGUUGUGGCCAUCAAGGCACUGAAAAAGUGUGACGUGCUUGCCCGCGAUGAGGUGGAGAGCAUUGCGACAGAAAAGAACAUUUUCAUGCUUGUUUCCCGCGCCAAGCAUCCAUUCCUGGUGAAUCUCUAUGGCUGCUUCCAAACACCAGAGUACUUGUGCUUUGUGAUGGAGUUUGCCACCGGCGGUGACCUCAUGAUGCACAUUCACGAGGAGAUUUUCGACGAGGAGCGCGCGCGAUACUAUGCCUCUGAGGUGAUUCUGGGUCUUGAGUAUUUGCACGACCACGGUGUCAUUUACCGUGAUCUCAAGCUCGACAACUUGCUACUCGACAAGGACGGUCAUGUCAAGAUUGCUGAUUUUGGUCUGUGCAAGGAGAACAUGUUCCACGGCACACGAACGAGCACCUUCUGCGGCACUCCCGAAUUUAUCGCUCCCGAGGUUUUGCAAGAUAACGACUACACUCGAGCAGUCGACUGGUGGGCUCUUGGCGUCCUGAUGUUUGAAAUGAUGGUUGGCGAGUCGCCCUUCCCUGGCGAUGACGAAGAGGAAAUCUUUGAUGCCAUUCUCAACGACGAGGUCACCUAUCCGUACUGGCUCUCGAUUGAUGCGACGUCGGUGAUUCGCCGUCUGUUGGUCAAGGACCCCGAAAAACGCCUUGGAGGCUCGCGUAACGAUGCCAAGGAUGUGAAAUUGCACACAUUCUUCAAGGAUGUCAAGUGGGACAAGCUGCUCGCCAAGGAGAUUCCCCCGCCUUUCCGUCCUCGUAUUAAAUCCCCCAAGGACACGAGCAACUUUGACAAGGAGUUUACUUCAGAAAUCCCCCGGUUGUCCCCAAUCGAGGGCCGCACGCUUGAUCAGUGGGAUCAGGCCGAGUUUACCAACUUUUCCUACACUGCUCCUUCCGUGGUUGAUCCCAGGCAUCCUUCGUCGACGAUCGUCUAA